AUGAACAAAUAUACAAUCAUUACAUUGGUUAUAGUGACCUUGAUGAUUGGCAAUGCUCAAUCAAGAGAUCAUCAAUACAUAACAGUGAACUCCUCAUACCCAUGCCCAUUCACUAGAGAGUUGUCAUACGUACCAUCACAACCAAUGACUGGACAAGAUGUCUAUAUCCUUCAAUCAUUGCUUGAGAGGACUGUUCCAAACAUCCCACUCUCUGCUACAUUUGAUGAGCUCACUGAGGCUGCUCUCAAGAAGUUCCAAUCUGUAGCCAAAAUUUCAUCAACUGGUGUGAUGGAUAUUAAUACCGCCACAGUAUUGUUGGAUAAGAAUUUGGAUGAUGGAUAUAAGGACAAUGGUGAGAUCCCACCUGGAUUCCUUUACAAGGUCCAUGUUCCAGUUUACCGCAAUCGUUCAAUUGAGACAAAUGCCACUCUCUUUGAUUCUAACUUGAAGCCAUUGUUAACCUUUACCGUCAAGACACUUGGACAGAGUGACUCGAAUGGAAAUCCAUACAAUGAGUUGUGCCCAGAUGGAGCAACACCAACUGGAUUGUAUACAUUCGAUUUGAACUCACCGGAGGAUGACCCAGCAGACUUUGGACCAUACCCAGUGAAUAGAGCGGUGGAGGGAUUGGCCGGCAAUGCCUACAUCGUCAUCAGUAACAUUAGAGACGGUAUACUAUUGCAUACUGGCGAGUGGGCUGGUUGGACACCAUCGCAGCCCAUGCCACCAUCACACGGAUGCAUUCAUUCCUAUCCAACCUACAUCGAUGACAUCUGGCAGAUCCUGACCAAUGACCUUGGUGUGUACAUUCGCAACAACACCUUUGGACAACUUCCAUAUCCAUACCAUCCACAAGGUAUCCUAUCUGUUGAGCUUAUUGAU
Messenger RNA from Acytostelium subglobosum LB1, 882 nucleotides. RefSeq lists its product as hypothetical. The annotation marks the transcript as partial. The record is from RefSeq and is a predicted model, not a curated record. The transcript has 4 exons. Gene Ontology annotation, molecular function: transferase activity. NCBI's taxonomy places the organism in Eukaryota, Evosea, Eumycetozoa, Acytosteliales, Acytosteliaceae.